AUGGACUUGCAGUACAUGGAUCGAGAUCUGGCAAGUGAGGUUCGUCGAUUUGUUCGCGAAUGUCAGAAUAGGCUGGCAAAUGCCUCUAGCUCGAGCGAAGUGAUUGAAACAUUAAAUGACAUGGUGGAACUAUUUCUGCGAGGAUCUCUGCUCCCCUCUCAAGUUUCACUCGAAAAUCGUCCUGUUCUGAAGGGUGAAUUUGUAAGCAAUCACUUUGUGAGGUUCACCGAAUUUAUUCUAUCUUCGCCAGUAAUUGGAUUCUAUAGUAACUUCAAUGAGCAGCAGAGAACAAAUUUUUUUGAAGUGUUUUUCCUUCGUGGUCCAUCACACGAUUGUCUUCUUGUUCUGGGAGACGCACUCUCCAAACCGGCGACCAAUUUGAAAAAUGCUAAGGUGAUAGUAUCAUUGCUAGAGAAGUUCUUUGCUGAAGAAAGAUUGGUUGAUGUGCUUGUGGAACAAUGUCGUUUAUCCACGCAUUCCCAAAAUGGCUCGAGUAAAUCCAGUUCAGCAGGGCUUGAAGGUAAACUUUGGGGACAGCUCGUGACUUUGAUAGUUUCUCUCCCUCAGAGAGUGGCAAACAAACUAAGAUUUAAGUGUAGUUCACAGUUCUACCCUGCGUCUUAUUUCAACCUUGUUUCAUGUCAAAUUCUCAAAGCAUUGGAGAAGUUACAUGACAACCUAACAAUGUCACAGGAUUGCUCCUUCAAGUUCCUUGGUGAAUUGAUUGGUCGGAUUUGCCUGGCUGGGCAAGCAGAGAGAAUGUUUACUAUACUUUUACCAGCAUUAGAAAAUUGGCUGAAGAAGAGUCCACUUUGGAAUAGGAUCUGUGCACGACUUAUUACAGGGAUACCAGACAGUAGCAUGGAACAUGUUAGCGAAGGCCUGCUAAAGAUAGCAGAUGACCCCUCCCUAAUUUCUAAGCUUUUUGGUGAUUCAGUGCUCACCAACUCUAAACUCAAGUAUUUGCUGACAUCCAAGUUUCUACUGAUGAGAAGCUAUUCCAAUAUGAAUGUUCUUUACAACAUCAUAGGAUAUUUAUCUGGGUGUAAGCACAGGCAUUUGCUGGUGGAAGUGUUACACACUCUUUUUGACAUCUGGGGCGAUAGAAGCGCAAUUAAGCACACAACAUAUGACCAGCAUUUUUAUGUCACGUGUGCAGUAGUUCUCUCAUUUGGUCAUUUGAACAUUGAAGAAAGGAAAUCUGAAAAACAUGAACUGCUAAACAAGUUGUUAGUUGGCGUGCAGAGUCAUUUAGAGAGCCCUUUGGAAAAAGUGCAACAUCUUGGCAUGGUGGUUGCGGAAUGUGUUACAUCUUCCCUUGAACCUAAUGGGGAGAAACUUGCCUUUGGAUAUGUGGAAGAUGAUGAUACUAAACUAUUGAAAUCACUGUCUAAAGGUCCACCGGAGAGGAUGGAUUUGAGAAAUGCAGGAAAGAGAAAUGAGCUUAAUGUUGAAAGCAAAGGCAAUGAUAAACUGACAACUGAAGAGAGUUCCUCUGCAAAAGUCUCUACUGAGAAAAACUCUCCUCAGAGUUGUGAAGAUGAUGAUGAUUUGGUGCCGUAUGAUCUCAGAGAAGAAGAUGACAUGGAUUUGAAAUCUGAGGCUCCAAAGUAUUUGCGAGAUUGUAUCGAAGGCCUUUUAGCAUCAGAAGACCCAUCAAAAACGGAAGCAUCAUUGAAAAAUGUGGAGAAACUUGUUUGUGCUGAAAUGGAUGACCUGGAGGAUGUCUGUGAAGAAUUAGUGAAAGUUCUACUUCAUCUUCAGGACCGAUAUUCCACUGAUAUGUUUGGUGAACUACGUCACAGUGCAAUAGUUGCUGUGCUUAUUAGGUGUCCUGAACAGAUUGCUUGUUACUUGACUGAGGAAUUUUUUGCUCCAAAUUACAAUUUACAGCAGAGGAUGGACAUGUUAAGUUUUCUUGCUGAUGCAGCACAGAGGCUUUCAACACCAGUGGAAAUAACGAAAACAAAAGAAGUUCCAAGAAGGUUUCCACUCCCUCAAGCAGAAUCUUAUAAAUCUUUGCAAGCCAUACCUGAGUGGCAGAAGAUUGUACAGGAGAGAAUUGAUGGUAAAACAAAGAGAUUUACCAAGGGGCCAUCACACCCUCAACCCAAACCUGUUGCUAACAAGUUUGCUAGUGUGGCUGGAUAUUUCUUUUUUCCAUUAAUGAAGAACUUUGACAGCAAAGUGAACACAUUGGAUCUUUUGGGCGAAGACACACUUGUCCUUGGCAGGCUUGUGUACACUCUUGGAAUGAUCAUGUACUCUGCUAGAGAAACUCCUAUAGCCAGGAAUAUGGGCAAGGCCCUCUUGGAGUUCACUUGGGCUCUGAAGUAUCACUCAGAAUCAUUUGUGCGUCAGGCACUGAUCUUUGCACAGGCCAUGGUUGCAGUUUCUGUUCCUUCUGCUACUCUUUUGAAUGAUGCUCCUGGGGAACUCUCUGAGCUUUAUGACUGGCUGAAGACAACAGUCCAAAAUGAUACUGAUGCAGACAGUGUGAAGGCAGCUUUUCAGACACUUGUUUUGUUAGAAGAUGUUUUUAAGAGUCAAGUUGUUGUGCAUGGUUGAUCAUUGCUGCUUGUCUAAACUUUUCUUGCUGAGGCUUUUUCAACACUUUUGCUGACCUAAUUGCACUAUUGUGCCCUUUUGUCAUUGUAAGCAAUGACUUUGCCAGGCUCUUCCUAGUUCUGGAUGGGUUAUUUUAUACCCUGUUCUAUUAUAACCUAUAGGUGUAAACUUUAAUUUCCAUAACAUAUCACUAUUGUUGUGGAUAGUAAAAUAUAACAUCUACUUUUUUUGACAAGAAUUUCAUAAUUAGAAUUUCUUAUUGCAUUGCACUGUUUCAUUAGAAAUGUAAUUGAUAUUAAAGGAUCAAGGCUGCUUCAA
This is a messenger RNA of Pocillopora damicornis (cauliflower coral), 2886 nucleotides long. Its product is annotated as telomere length regulation protein TEL2 homolog. NCBI's taxonomy places the organism in Eukaryota, Metazoa, Cnidaria, Anthozoa, Scleractinia, Pocilloporidae. The record is from RefSeq and is a predicted model, not a curated record. Gene Ontology annotation, biological process: 'de novo' cotranslational protein folding. Gene Ontology annotation, molecular function: telomeric repeat DNA binding; Hsp90 protein binding. Gene Ontology annotation, cellular component: cytosol.